GCCAUCUGUUGGCGGCGGAGAGAGGCAGCGCGAGGAGCCACGUCACUUGCCGUGAGAGACAGCGCGUGAGACGGAGACGAAAUGAACAUUUUCAGGCUCGCUGGGGAUAUCUCCCACUUACUGGCUAUUAUUAUCUUGCUGCUGAAGAUCUGGACCAGUCGAUCAUGUGCAGGUAUAUCUGGCAAAUCACAGCUGCUUUUCACUUUGACCUACACUACACGCUACUUGGAUCUGUUUACCAAUUACAUCUCACUCUAUAAUUCGUCUAUGAAGGUAAUCUUCUUGGCUACCUCAUUUGCAACGCUGUAUCUGAUGUAUGUACGCUUCAAGGCCACCUAUGAUCACAACCACGACACCUUCCGCAUUGAGUUCCUGCUCGUUCCCACAGUAAUCCUGUCUCUCCUCAUCAAUCAUGAUUAUGCUCCUCUGGAGGUCCUGUGGACUUUCAGCAUCUACCUUGAGGCUGUAGCUAUUCUUCCACAGCUGUUCAUGGUGUCAAAGACUGGUGAAGCUGAGAGCAUCACCUCUCAUUACCUGUUUGCAUUGGGCUCAUACCGUGCUCUGUACAUCUUCAAUUGGGUCUACCGUUAUUACGCGGAAGGAUUCUAUGACUUGAUUGCCAUUGUUGCUGGUGUUGUGCAGACGGUCCUCUACUGUGAUUUCUUCUACCUUUACAUUACAAAAGUGUUACAGGGAAAGAAGCUUCAGCUGCCAGCCUAAGGGCAGGGGUCUGGAGAGUGGUGCUGCUUCUCACGCGAGUGGAGAGCCAGCACUUCCCACUGCAACACUUAGAGCCGACUGGCUUCCCCAUCUAUUUGAUACCUUCUGCAGAGAGUUUAUCAAUACAACUUCUAAGGACAAUUUUGCAUGUAUACUUUCAUUGUGUCUCGAAACUGAAUAGAACAAAGGGGUAUAACAUCCUAACUGCUUUGAGAAAGGCUUGUGUCUAACCUAUCCCAAAAAAGCAAUGCCCAUAGAAUCAGUCUGGAACACCUCCAGAAAACUGUGAAUUGUAUGUGGUGGGGUGUGCACCUUAGGAACUUUGCUUGAUACAUUUUAUUGGAGAACAGAAAAAAGAAGAAUAUUGGUUGAUGCUUAAGUUCAUGUACAGUAGUGCCUUUUGGCAUUCUAAGACUAGUUAGAAGACUAGCAGUAAACUAUUGCAGGUGUGAGAGAGAUGACAUAGGUAAAUUUACAUUUUGUCUACACCCAUUUACUUGAAGCCUAAUUGGGAAUUUUUAUGUAACAUUCCAGUGGUUUCAUCCUUUGUAAAAGCACAAGUAUAAAGUAACUGUAUAUAAAAUUCCUGUCAACAUUUACGCAGAUUGAAAUAUUUAAUGACGGCAGUGGUGAGCAAUAUUGUGAUUUGGCAAAAUAUAUAUUGAGGGUUCAACCCAGAUGGAACUACUCUCCAUAAGUGAUAUUGGAAUAGCCUAGAUAAGCAGUUCGCACAAGGGUAUAAGAUGACUAGAACGAGACAUGAAUUUUUAUACAUUGUGAAUAUCAGCUGCAUGUUUUUGGUAAUAUAGUACUUCAGUAAAAAGGAACAUUGAAUAUUUCUUGACUUUAUGCAAUUAGAACCAUAUAAAAUCUAAGUUUUGUACAGGGGGCAUAAGAUUUUUCUGUGACAAAUAUAUGUCAAGUGUUCGUGCAAGGAGAUGUAGUAAUAUAAAUAACAAUUUUGAGUGCUUUUUCUUUCCUUAAGAUGUAUGGAAGCAAGUUGUGGUUUUAUUUUCGUAUAAUUUCAUUUUUUGAAUUGAAUGAGUGUCUUGUGUGGCAUUAUAGGAAUACAAAUGUGACAAAAUGUGUGACUCUUGAGCUAGUGAGCCUGCAAUCCUGUGUGCAUAAGGUUGUCAGAAAAAUGUCUUGGCUCUUUCUUCAUCCUUGCACUUGAAUUUACACAUGCUGUCACAGACUUAUUUAUUUUUUUCUUGUGUAAACGGCCUGAUAUUUCUAAGGACCUAAAUAUGUAGAUUUUAUUUUCAGCUCUAUAAUGAUAGGCUUCCAAAAUGCACCUUUUGUUUAUGAUAAAUAUCUUUUAUUAAGUUGUCUGUUACUUUUUAUUGAAAUGAACUGAAAAACGAUAAAAUACUAUAACUUUGUAUACAUUUCCCUUCUCCAAAAAUUCUACAAAGGUAUGGCUUAGUAACCAAAAACAAGAACAGUAGUACAAAUUGGUUAGUGAAAAAAAAAGGACAGAUUUGGCAUACACAUUUUGAUAUGUUAAUUGACUGCAAACGCUGCUUUACACUGAUGAAUCUUUUGUAUUAUUGAUUCCUGGUUUCACUUAAGAAUCAGAUGCUUACGAAUAACCAUUAACCAUUUAGAGUAGCCAAUCUGAGACAAACACAAUGUGAGUGGUUGUAAUACUAAUUUAUGAUCCUACAGUUCUUCAAAAACCCAGAUUUGAGGCCAGGAAACUCCUUAUGGUAAUUAAAAUGUGUACAGUAAAUACUGAGCUAUUCAUUACAACCUUAGAGAUAUUUUUCAUAGUGAGAGCUGUGGAGAGAUUGGCUAUCUGAAGAAAGUUAACUAGGAUAAGAAUCUUUGUAAAACUGAUGGUCCAUGGCAAACAUAGAUUUAAUGUCAUUUUUACAGAUCAUGGCUAAUUCUGAAUAUCAUACUUGAUCAACACUCAUGAUGUAAACGUAGAUAUAAUAGGCAAAAUGGUUUUCAUCUCAUCACUGGUCAUUUUAUUGUACUUAGGUUUAUGAAUAUAUAGUUUUAACAAUGUCUUCCAAAGAAUUGGGUAUUUUCAAAUAGGAGUGCAUGCUUUGUUUUGCUUAAGAAAUAAAUGAUUUGAAAUGGCACCCAGAGUAUUUAUGAAAUUCAGGUUUGUAGGUGGUUACUGUUUUCAUUUUGUUUCAAAAUUGGAUAGAAUAUUUACAAAACUGUGGGUUUGGUUUCCUCGCGUUAAAGGAUUACACUAUCUAGAAUAGUGAAGUAUUUUUAAAACAAAUCUGAUGUUUAUAUGAAAAUGGUUAUUUUGGUUUCUGAAAUCAUACGAAGUUAGAAUAUUUUCAAAUGCUUAAGAAUGACAAAACUGCAGACAAUCAUUUCAUCAGACGUUACCAUAGAUGAACAUGAUAAGGUAAAAACUAAGGUCUGAUUUAUAUGGAACCAAAGUUGAAAUACUUGUCUUUUGUACUUUUCUUUUUAAAAGUCGAAAGAGCUAAGAUCAAGAAAGAAAGGCAAGGUACAUAAUCUGAUGUGUGAUUAUUACAGUGCAUAUAACCUCUGCAUUUAGAAAGUUGUUAGUAAUCCUAUAGUAAAUAUUUUUCUUAGGGAGAGUGAAAGAAAACCUGUAUGGAAAUUAGUUUUAUUUAACAGUCGAUUCCACUGUCUCUCUUGAGGCUGUUCUGUGCAUUUAGAGAAACGAAAUGAAAAAAUUUGCAUGUUAUCA
This is a messenger RNA of Penaeus vannamei (Pacific white shrimp), 3403 nucleotides long. RefSeq names its product ER lumen protein-retaining receptor (gene KdelR). Gene Ontology annotation, molecular function: ER lumen protein retrieval receptor activity. Gene Ontology annotation, cellular component: membrane; endoplasmic reticulum; cis-Golgi network. Gene Ontology annotation, biological process: endoplasmic reticulum to Golgi vesicle-mediated transport; protein retention in ER lumen. The record is from RefSeq and is a predicted model, not a curated record. Lineage: Eukaryota; Metazoa; Arthropoda; Malacostraca; Decapoda; Penaeidae.